Molecule: messenger RNA, 2793 nt
Organism: Alternaria viburni
Lineage: Eukaryota; Fungi; Ascomycota; Dothideomycetes; Pleosporales; Pleosporaceae
Exons: 3
Coding region: 1-2793 (930 amino acids)
Biological process (GO): mitochondrial tRNA threonylcarbamoyladenosine modification
Cellular component (GO): mitochondrion
Source: RefSeq, a predicted model, not a curated record
AUGCUUCUCCAUGAAGCUAUGCGCUCUCUGCCGAUGCGGGAUGGAGAGAUUCCUCUAGAAGAUGCGCAAACGACCACAGUCGAUCUCGCGACACGAAAGCUGCCUGAUUUUGUGUCCGUCACUCGUGGGCCAGGCAUGCGCAGUAAUCUCUUCACGGGUCUUGAUACCGCCAAGGGACUCGCUGUAGCAUGGCAGAAACCUCUCGUCGGAGUCCACCACAUGCAGGCUCAUGCGCUUACGCCACGUAUGGUCAACGCCCUCGAAGCCCACACCGAGCCUGAACACAGCGCCAUCUACGAUUCGACGUCGAUACAAACCGCGCCAAAGUUUCCGUUUCUAUCCGUCCUCGCCUCAGGUGGUCAUACACUGCUCAUACACUCGGCGUCUUUGACGGACCACCGCGUGCUGGGUUCUACAAAUGACAUUGCUGUGGGAGAGUGCUUGGACAAGAUCGCUCGUGUAGUGCUGCCUACAGAGUUACUAGAAACAUCAAAGAGCACCAUGUAUGGAGCGCUCCUCGAGGCAUUUUCGUUGCCCGAUCGCUCCCGCAAGUCAAUAUCUGGCGACGCAUCAACCCAUGUAACGAAGCCACCAAAUUAUUCAGCCAAGACAUACUUGGAUGCUCAUGGAUACUUAUAUGAUUGGUACGAAGUUCCGUUGAAUCAUGAAGACGCCAUGCAGAAGAGCGCGACAAAAUGGGGCUGGGCACUCAAUCGGCCCCUGACUAAAUCAGGUGGAGGUGUCAAGAUCAACAGUCUUGAGCUGAGCUUUUCAGGUAUUACGACAAUGGUUGAGCGCAUCGUUCGGUUUGGCAUGGAUCCGGUCACUAGAAAAUUCAACAAAGUCGAGCGAACGGCGGCAGACGUUAGCCUUGACGAGCGCAUGGAUCUUGCACGCGAGACCAUGCGCGCAGCUUUUGAGCAUGUCGCUUCCCGAGUAGUUCUAGGCUUGCAGACUCAAGAAGAUACUCUAGCCGUGCCUGCGGUUGUCAUGGCUGGUGGCGUGGCUGCCAACUCGUUUCUCCGGCACAUCAUUCGCGCAGCACCUGCUGGCUUACAACAUCGCCAGAUUGGCGUUCUUCCACCCAAACAGAGUGUCUCUUGGGACACUGGCAACUCAGAACCCACCGAAGAGCCACAAGAGCCCGUUGUCCCAUCCAAGCCAACUGAUGAGAUUAGCCUUGGAACACCAUCGGGCUGGAUCAGCUGGGAAACCACCGGCCCAGCUCCCACAGAUGCUCCAGAAGAACCUGAGUACCCGCCUCCAGCCAAGCCUACUGAUCAAUUCAGUAUUGGUACGCCGUCCGGCUGGAUCAGCUGGGAAACGAGCGGGCCUGCGCCCACACCUGCUCCCCAAGAACCCGACUACCCUCCUCCUUCUAAGCCGACGGAUCAAUUUAGCAUCGGUAAACCAUCCUUCUGGGUGAGCUGGGCCACUGACGGGCCCGAACCAACUCCUGAACCGGAAGAGCCUGAGGAGCCUGCUUACCCCCCACCUAAGCCUAGCGAUCAGUUCAGCAUCGGAAAACCAUCUUACAGUAUUACCUGGGACGGAGAUGGUCCAGGCGCCUCUUCAACGCCUACGCCAGAACCGACACCUACACCGGAACCAACGCCAACGCCAAAGCCAACUUCGAAGUACUCCUCCAUCGUAUCUCUUCCCCCUAUCUGGUCGAACUCCAGUAUGACUAGCUCCGCUUCCGUCACUAGUUACAAGCCUUCAGUGUCUUCUUCUACCAAGUCUGCUUCAUCGAGUAAGAUUUCAUCUACCAAGAAACCCGGCUAUCCUCCAUGGAACCCAUGGCCACCGAAACCAACGACAAUGAAGUCUACCGCAAAGUCCACUAUGACGUCUACGAAGAAGCCAACUUCGACACCAAAGCCGUCGACAACUGCUAAGCCAACACCUUCCCCAGCUCCAGUCCCCUCAACAACCAAGAGCGCUAUCAUCAGCCUCUCUCCGCCUAAGUUCAGCGUGAGCUGGGAUUUGAACAAGAGAAUCGCAAAGCCAACUUCUAUGACUACAAAGAAGCCUAAGACGAGUAAGACUAUGAUGACAAAGACUACCACGAAGAGGAGCACUUCAAAGAGCACGUCAAAGUCUACCUCCAAGUCAUCAUCAAAGUCAUCUUCAGUAGCUACAACAACGCCUAAGCCUACAUAUACACCCAAGCCUACGCCUACACCAACGCCAUCCCCCACUCCAACACCCACUCCAACACCGACGCCCAGUCCUCCUCCCUCUUCCGCAACCCCAAGUCCUCCCUCUACUUCCACCUCCACACGUUCAGCAGACAUCACCGUAGGUCCACCCAACUACAGCGUAACCUGGGACUACGACGAGCCCGAACCAACAGCCCCUCCCUCAGAAGAAGAGCCCUACCCCUCCGACCCAGAAGGACCCUUCCCCGAGGAGCCAUUUCCCGAAGAGCCCUUCCCAGAAGACCCAGAAGAUGACUUCCCGCCCCCCUCCCAACCAACCCAAGCAAACAGCAUCGGCCUGAACCCGCCCACCGUAACCGUAAUCUGGGGCAAAAAGCGCCAAGAAGACGAUGAUGCCUUACCCACAUCUUCACCUGACCUCCCUACAGACAGCGAAGACGACGACGGCCCCGUAGAAAUCCCCGCUGCACCCGCACCAACCCAACCCAACAGUGUGGGCCUCAACCCCCCAACCUACACCGUCAUCUGGGGUAAAGAAAGGAAACGCGCUGCUGACGCUGCGCCGGAACCUACUGCCGCCCCAGCCCCCGCUGUAGCUGUAGCAGAACGAGAAGCAGUGCCAGCGCCGUAG